Messenger RNA from Rhododendron vialii, 779 nucleotides. Its product is annotated as pathogenesis-related protein PR-1 type-like. NCBI's taxonomy places the organism in Eukaryota, Viridiplantae, Streptophyta, Magnoliopsida, Ericales, Ericaceae. Bases 16 to 510 code for a protein of 164 amino acids. The record is from RefSeq and is a predicted model, not a curated record. The transcript has a single exon. Gene Ontology annotation, cellular component: extracellular region.
CAAAAUUAACAUAAAAUGGGGUCAAGUGAUAUCACCUCCUUGGCUCUUGUUUGUCUCACGCUCUUAGCAAUGCUCCAUUCCUCCCAUGGCCAGAACUCCCCACAAGACUACCUCGACGGCCACAACUCCGCUCGAUCGGCCGUUGGGGUGGGCCCCAUGACAUGGGAUGACAACGUGGCGGCAUUUGCCCAAGACUACGCCAACCAACGUAUUGGCGAUUGCGCUCUCCAACAUUCUGGAGGCGGAGGAAAGUACGGCGAGAACAUCGCCAUCGGAAGCGGGGACUUCAUGACUGGGGCCAAGGCCGUGGACUUGUGGGUCGGGGAGAGCGCCAAUUAUGACUAUAACUCGAAUUCGUGCAUUGGUGGGGAGUGUGGGCACUACACUCAAGUGGUUUGGAAGAAUUCGGUUCGGCUUGGGUGCGCUAGGGUUCAGUGCAACAGUGGAUCGUGGUUCAUUACUUGUAACUACGAUCCACAAGGCAACUUUAUUGGGGAGCGCCCUUACUAGAGGAAUACUAGUAUGUUUUAUCAGGUCCAUGCGUGAGUGAUUAAAAUGUCUCCGAAAUAAAAUUAAUGGUAGUACUGUUGGUUGCAGUAUAAACGGAGAUGAAAUAAAUUAGUAACAAUUAAGCGUUUACAUCGUGGCUGUCCUCUUUAAUUUUCUAAGAUUCAACUUCAUGUACCAUGUGUGAUGUUUACAUAGUAUGAUAUUGAGUUGGCUUACGUACAUUUAUAAUUAAGCAUCUAGUCAAUUCCUAUAUACCUAUCCAUUCACCA